Messenger RNA from Erinaceus europaeus (western European hedgehog), 1615 nucleotides. RefSeq names its product abhydrolase domain containing 14B (gene ABHD14B). The transcript is spliced from 4 exons. The coding region runs from base 154 to 786 and encodes 210 amino acids. The record is from RefSeq and is a predicted model, not a curated record. Gene Ontology annotation, cellular component: cytoplasm. NCBI's taxonomy places the organism in Eukaryota, Metazoa, Chordata, Mammalia, Eulipotyphla, Erinaceidae.
CGCCCAGGAGGACGGCCCCUCGGCGGGGCCACAACCCUUUCCCUUUCCCUGCCUCCCCGCCCAGGGCCCCAUUCGCCGCCGCCAGCACUUUCCUGCCGCCUCUCGCGCGAGCCCCCGCAGCUCCCCAGGUGCUUCACCAGCACAGCGGCAAACAUGGCGGCAGUCGAGCAGCAGGAGGGCACCAUCCAGGUACUGGGCCAGAGCCUCUUCUUCCGAGAGGCCAGGCCAGGUGGUGGACAGCCGGCCCGCUUCUCUGUGUUACUGUUGCAUGGCAUUCGCUUCUCGUCUGAGACCUGGCAGAAACUGGGCACACUGGACAGGCUGGCCCAAGCUGGCUACCGGGCUGUAGCCAUUGACCUGCCAGGUCUGGGGCACUCUAAACAAGCAACGGCCCCUGCUGCUAUUGGGGACCUGGCCCCCAGCAGUUUCCUGAAAGCUGUGGUGGAUGCCUUGGACCUAGGCUCCCCAGUUGUGAUCAGCCCUUCACUGAGUGGCAUGUACUCCCUGCCCUUCCUCACAGCCCCUGGCUCCCAGCUCCGGGGCUAUGUACCGGUGGCCCCCAUCUGCACUGACAAAAUCCCUGCAGCUGACUACGCCGGUGUGAAGGCCUCAGUUCUUAUCGUGUAUGGAGACCAGGACCCCAUGGGUCAAACCAGCUUUGAGCACCUGAAGCAGCUGCCCAACCACCGAGUGCUGGUCAUGGAGGGAGCAGGGCACCCCUGUUACCUUGACAAACCAGAAGAGUGGCACACCGGGCUGCUGCAUUUCCUGCAGGGACUAGCAUGAGGACCAGUCUGCUGGGCUUCUGCUCUCCUGCUUUCUCUCUCUCCCUCUCUCUCUCUCUUUCCCACCAGGGGCUCCUGCUGCUCUUCAUGCACAUGCAACAGGUGUGUCUGUCUGUUUUCUUGUCUUUUGGGGUCUGUCUCUUUUUUUCUUGCAGUGGCCAAUUGAGGAAGUGAAAUCAAGAGAGAGAAAAAAAAAGCUUAGGAAUCAAGGGACAUGAUCCAGUGCAGGGCAAAGUAUUUGAUGAACUGCUCUCGGACUCCCCUCAACUCUCCCCUCCUCCUUUGGCUGUCCCGUAGGGCAGACACACCCCUGCCUUAGCCUCUGAGGUUACCAGAUACUUAGACAUUCAUGUUUAAACAUUCAGCACCAUCUAUGUCCCCAAAUAUGACCCUUCCCUUGGGAGCAACCACCCAGGUACCUGCAGCUCUGCACUGCACACACACACACACACACACACACACACUCAGGCACACGUGCCCUCCCUGCCAGGCGACUCCUCAUUGUCUGGGGAGGCUGGAACCCUUCUGGCCAUGCCUCACCUGAGACCCUCUUUCACGCUGAGAGCGUGGCCUGGUGCCAUUCUCUGUUGACCCAGUAGUUGCAGCUGGCCCUAGACUGGAACAGCCCCCAUCCGGCCCAAAGGAGAGGCUAACCCCUUUGUGACCCCCUCAGAUUCAGCUCCCUGCUUCGUCCCAUCCUUCCGGGUGUUCCACGCCUCGUUAGGUUAUUAGGCCUGGGUGUUCUUAGCCCAGCUGGUUUCCUGCUAUGAGGUUGGGGGUGGGGUGGAGAGCCGGAGUGGAGGUCGGUGAAAUAAAGUGAUGCAAUCAGA